ACGAUAAUCAUAAUAUCUCUCUUCUCUGCUUCCACUAAAUUUCUCCAUCAAUCAAUACAGAAGAGGGAGAGUGUUUGAGUUUGAAACCUUAAUUUUAGUGUUUAUUUGAAUUCAAUCCGGAUUCUUUCUAAGGUAACUUUUCCAUUUUCUGAUCAUUAUUUGAAGUUUCAGUUUGUUAAAUGCUCUGAAAUAAUAAGUUCAUUAAAUGACUUAAAUCAUCUGUUUUUUCGAUGUUUAGUUCAUGCUGAGAUUUGUGUGUUUUCAGCACCAUUUCAGCUGAGUUAAGUUUGUUUUGGUGCAAUUUCUCCGACUUGUUAUUUUCGUUCCGAUUUUUAUGUAAUUUUGAAGUCAAAUUCUGGUGAAAUUUAACUGGAGUUGAUCGAGAAGAGUUGUGUUUCUGAUCAUUUUGGUGCUGGGGUUUGUUACUUGAUAAGUUAAACCGUUAAACCCUAGAUCUUGUGUUAGGGUUGAUAUUUAGUACUUCAUAUUAAUUCAGUUUGGUGAAGGAUCUCAUUUUUAGGUGGUUCAAGUAUAUUUCCUAUUGAAUUUGUCAGCCAUAAGAAGUUGGGGGAUUAAUUUAGACCUUUAAAGAAAUCUUAAAUGAGGAACCCCAACAAGAAUCAAAUCCUGUCCAUUUUCAUCUCUCUCUUUCUAUCAGGUUUGAUUCAUCAAAUAUCUGGUGCUGAUAAUUCAACAUAUGUUGCACCUGAUAACAACCUCCUGAACUGUGGUUCACCCUCAGAAACUACGGAUACUGAUGGUAGGAAAUGGGAAGGUGAUAAUUCAAAAUUUGCACCUUCAGAGAAAAACACGUUAACAUCUCGGGCUUCUUUUCAAGAUCCUUCUGUUGCUGAAGUACCAUACAUGACAGCCAGAAUUUUCACUUCUAAUUUCACUUACAGUAUUCCUGUUGGUAGUGGUCGAAAAACUGUUCGUCUUCAUUUUUAUCCAGCAUCUUACGCCGAUCGGAAUGCCUCUGAUGCUAUCUUUGCGGUUUCAUCCGGUGGCUAUACUCUUCUUAAGAAUUUCAGUGUAUCACAAACUGCCGAGGCUUUGAAUUAUGCUUUUAUUGUCAAGGAGUUCAUUAUCAAUGUAGAUAGUGGAAGAGUGAACAUAACCUUCACACCAUCAUCAAGUUACAACAACUCUUAUGCGUUCGUUAAUGGGAUUGAGGUGAUCUCAAUGCCGGAUAUCUACAGUACAGAUCAAGCUCAAAUUGUGGGUCAAGAUGCGGGAAUUUUUAAAAUCAUCGAUAACACUACUGCCCUUGAGAAUGUUGUCCGUCUAAACGUUGGGGGAAAUCAAAUCUCUCCAGUGCAGGAUACUGGUUUAUUUCGUUCAUGGUCUGAUGAUUCACCAUAUAUUUUUGCUGCCCAGCUUGGUGUGACUGAUGCUGCGAAUUCCACCAGCAUGAAGAUUAAAUAUGAUCCAAGUGUGCGUCCCUAUGCUGCGCCAGAAAGUAUAUAUUUGACUGCUCGAACAAUGGGACCAAGCCCAGAUAUUAAUAAGAAUUACAAUCUGACUUGGGUUUUUGCAGUUGACACUGGUUUUUUCUACCUUGUCAGGCUACAUUUCUGUGAGUUCCAAUCAGCUAUAACUAAGAUCAAUCAAAGGGUGUUCCAGAUCCUUCUUAAUAAUCAGACUGCUCAGGAGGAAGCUGAUGUUAUCAUUUGGACCGGAGAUAAGGGAAAUGGUAUUGCCGUGUAUAAGGAUUAUGUUGUGAAUGUUCCGAAGGGGGUAGGCCAGCAGGAUCUAUGGCUUGAGCUACACCCUGCAAUAAGAUCGAAACCCGAGUAUUAUGAUGCCAUCUUAAAUGGGUUGGAAAUAUUCAAGUUAAGUGAUCCCAGUAAUGGAAAUCUUGCUGGGCCAAAUCCAAUUCCUGCUCCUGUGCAGGUAAAAAUAGACCCAUCUUCUCCAAGCAAUUCUGGGAAAUCAAAGAGUCAAGCUGGAAUUAUCGCAGGCGGCGUUAUAGGUGGUGUGGCUGCUAUGUGUCUUCUUUGCUUCGUUGUCUUCGUGGUAUUCCGAAGGAGGAAGCACGGGGAUUCUGGAGCUAGUGAUGGUCCACCUGGGUGGCUGCCACUUUCUCUUUAUGGUAACUCCCAUACUGCAUCUUCAGGGAAAACAAAUACAACCGGAAGCUAUGCUUCGUCACUUCCUUCAAAUCUUUGCCGUCACUUCUCAUUUGCUGAAAUUAAAGCCGCUACGAAGAAUUUUGAUGACGCUUUAAUCUUGGGUGUUGGUGGUUUUGGAAAGGUUUACAGGGGUGAGAUCGACGGUGGGACGACUAAAGUUGCCAUCAAGCGUGGAAACCCUCUCUCUGACCAGGGUGUUCAUGAAUUUCAAACAGAAAUUGAGAUGCUCUCUAAGCUUCGUCAUCGCCAUCUUGUAUCCCUAAUCGGGUACUGUGAAGAAAACUCUGAAAUGAUUCUUGUUUAUGAUUAUAUGGCUCAUGGAACUCUUCGUGAACACCUCUACAAGACCCAAAAUGCCCCAUUAUCAUGGAAGCAAAGGCUUGAGAUAUGUAUUGGUGCUGCUCGCGGUUUACAUUACCUACACACAGGUGCCAAACACACAAUUAUUCACCGUGAUGUGAAGACAACAAACAUACUCUUGGAUGAAAAAUGGGUUGCGAAAGUUUCAGAUUUUGGGUUAUCAAAAACAGGACCUUCAUUGGAUCAUACUCAUGUCAGUACUGUCGUGAAAGGUAGUUUUGGGUAUUUGGAUCCGGAGUACUUUAGAAGGCAACAAUUAACAGAGAAAUCAGACGUGUAUUCAUUUGGUGUCGUGUUGUUUGAGGUCCUAUGUGCAAGACCAGCAUUAAAUCCAUCUUUAGCGAAGGAGCAAGUAAGCUUAGCAGAAUGGGCUUUACAUUGCCAGAAGAAGGGCAUACUUGACCAGUUAACUGACCCUUACUUGAAGGGUAAAAUAGCACCAGAGUGCUUCAAGAAAUUUGCUGAGACUGCCGAGAAGUGUGUAAAUGAUCAAGGUACUGAGCGACCAGCAAUGGGUGAUGUCCUUUGGAACCUCGAAUUCGCUUUACAAUUACAAGAAAGCAUGGAGGAAAGUGGUGGAAUUAUUGGCGACAUGGACGAUGAAGAAACCCCAUUUACCAAAUAUGAGAAGAAGAAGGAUUCUGAUGCAUUUGAUGGAAACAUAACUGAUUCAAGCAGUGGGAUAACAAUGAGCAUUGGAAGGAGCAUCACUAGCGAGGACUCUGACGGCUUAACACCUAGUGCUGUUUUCUCACAGAUAAUGAACCCUAAAGGAAGGUGAGGUCACCAUUGAACCUAAAGAACAUUUUAAACGGCCGAGGAAAUUGUUACCGGACCUGCUGAACUCUGUAAGAUCAUUGUUUCGUUGAUGAGGUAACACGUAAUCAAACUUAAUUUUGUUUUCUUGUUAUAUCCGUGUUAACUUAUAAUCUAUAUAUAUUUUUUUGAUCUGUUUGAUCAUCUGUUAUAAUUUUACAUUUACUUGCUUGGGUUUUGUAAUAACACUGUAUUAUUCUUAUACUGCAAAAUUGUAAUGAUGUAUGAUAUUCUUAAUGGGUGUUGAAUCAAACUGUAUUAUUCUUUCCGCCAA
Molecule: messenger RNA, 3582 nt
Organism: Papaver somniferum (opium poppy)
Lineage: Eukaryota; Viridiplantae; Streptophyta; Magnoliopsida; Ranunculales; Papaveraceae
Product: receptor-like protein kinase FERONIA
Exons: 1
Coding region: 601-3273 (890 amino acids)
Biological process (GO): protein phosphorylation
Molecular function (GO): ATP binding; protein kinase activity
Source: RefSeq, a predicted model, not a curated record